Molecule: messenger RNA, 618 nt
Organism: Rotaria sp. Silwood1
Lineage: Eukaryota; Metazoa; Rotifera; Eurotatoria; Philodinida; Philodinidae
Source: the annotation of a GenBank genome assembly
AUGUCAUUUAUGCAAGAAAUGGAAACAACUCCGAUGGAAGCUCGACAAAUUUAUUCAAGCCAAAAAGAAGUAAUGAAGAAACUAGCUGAAUUUUCAGGAGAAGCUGAUGAAAUUGAUAUUGAUGAAUGGAUUUUUGAUUUAAAUAAUUUAUUUUCAUUAAUGAAAUUAAAAGAUGAGAUAAAAGUGCUCGAAACAAUGAGCAAAUUAACAGGACCAGCAUUACGAUGGUAUCAAGAAAAUUUAAGAUCAUUCAUUACUUGGAACGAUGCUGAAAAAGCACUACGUGACCGAUUCAAAGAAUUUACAUCCAACAGCCAAUUAAUGCAAGAAUUUUUUAAUAUUCAUCAAGAAGAGAACCAAUCCGUUAUAUCAUUUUAUGAAAAUGUAAUUCGGAAAUAUAGAAAAUCUCGACAGUUUAUUACUGAACAACAAGUUAUCACAGUGUUACAAAAUGGUGUUGAAAAUUCAUUAAAAGAAUAUUUAAUUCGUAAUGAAAAAGAAAUUAAAAAACCAGAAGAAUGGUUGCAAUUAGCAAAAGAAGAAGAAUAUAUACAAAAGCGAAUUCAACAACAACGUAAUGAUUUAUCCCCUUCAAGGAUCGUUACCUUGCAGCGGUGA